Microbotryum saponariae is the source of this 174-nucleotide messenger RNA. The record is from the annotation of a GenBank genome assembly. NCBI's taxonomy places the organism in Eukaryota, Fungi, Basidiomycota, Microbotryomycetes, Microbotryales, Microbotryaceae.
AUGACGAACAUGAUGGUGACGUUCCAGAAAAUGGUGCCAGCGAUGCAAAAGAUGCAAACGAUGUUUUCGUUCUUCGGAUCCCAAUCCGGGACUUCGAAUACGACGCCUCGACUCGAUCCUUCGACGUCGAACCCCGCACCCACAUCUGCAUCUGCAAUCGCCUCUUCAGCUUAG